Messenger RNA from Arabidopsis lyrata subsp. lyrata, 2963 nucleotides. RefSeq names its product abscisic acid receptor PYL12. The transcript has a single exon. The record is from RefSeq and is a predicted model, not a curated record. Gene Ontology annotation, molecular function: signaling receptor activity; abscisic acid binding; protein phosphatase inhibitor activity. Gene Ontology annotation, biological process: abscisic acid-activated signaling pathway. Lineage: Eukaryota; Viridiplantae; Streptophyta; Magnoliopsida; Brassicales; Brassicaceae. Gene Ontology annotation, cellular component: nucleus; cytoplasm. The coding region runs from base 2423 to 2902 and encodes 159 amino acids.
UCAUGAAAAAAAAAUCUCAUAUGAGAAAUUAUGUUGCUCAUCUGGUAAUAGUACUUUUCACAGCUAGGAUUAUUAAGAUUAUUUUAUUUUAUCCCCUACCUUUUAAUAUAAAUUUGAAGGCUUACUCGUGUGUGAAACUGUGAAUUGUAAAUGAGAAAGAAAAAGUUGUGUGGCUAUAGCUUUUUAACCUAAUCCCAAACCACUAAAUUAAGUCUUAUAUUUUAUGUGUGUAUAGAGAGCUUAACUUUUUACUUACUCAGAAAUAAAGCGUAAUUAUCCGCGUGUUUCUUAAUUGGGCCAUGUAUUUUAUAAUAUAUAUAGAUCUAAGGUCUGGUAUACUUGUAGCUUUACGUUGGGUCUAAUGGCUAAGUUUUUUUUUCCUAAUUUGAAGUUUUAUGAUAAUACUGACUAAUCUAUUUUUGUUGUCAUCUUAAAUCAAAGGAAAAAGAUAACUACAUAAUAUUAUCACUAAUAUUAAAUCUCAAUACUAAUCUAGGAUGGCUUGAUUAAUUAAUGAGGAUUCGUUAGAUAACGCAAAUAUGUACAGUAAUAAAAAAAAUCUUCUUACUUGAUAUAACGUUUAAAGACCAUCAGAUACAUUAGGUUAGCUGUUCUUGACUUAGAACAUCCAAGAUGAACUUUUUGAAAACUUAGAUCCUAAAUAGGAUUUUUUUUCACCAUGGUAGAAGUUUUGGUCAUGUUUCUGGGAGUAGUAUUGCGUUAGUUAUCAGUUUUCUUAUGUUUUUGUAAUUUUUUUUUUUCUUGGAAGAUAUAUAUAUCAAGAGAGUAUUAAGAGGACAAAAAAGGGGACACACUCUCCAAUUUUUUGGACACAGUUUUGAAGCCAUCAUGCCCGGUUAAAUAGUUUUACUUUGAGUCCAUUUCUAAACUCUUUAUAAAUGUAUUGAUAUAUAAGCCAAAUAUAAAUGUCGUAAGAGCUUGUAGUCUUUAUAUAUCAUACAUUAAGUAAAAAAAAAAUCUAUAGAUCGAAAACCGGUAAAAAAAAAAGACAAAUAGAGAAGAUAUAAGAGUGUUUAAAUAUUCCGUCGCAAACGAACACAUUUGGUUUGCGGGAAUAGUUUUAAAUCUAUAAGAACUCAAAUACUAAAUUGCAAGCAAAAGUCUUUGCCGAAACCAACUUAAUUUAUAACCGCUAUUGAGUGAAAACGUAAAUGUCUCCUUGUUUCGAAUCAAAAUCGUCACAGAUCUGAGAAUGUGGGAUUGUGAUUGAGAUUUUGGCUCUUUUGCCAGUCAAGUGUCAAUCUCAAUGUUUUUAAAUGAGAUUAAAAUUUGGAGUUGAAAAAAAAUUGUUUUUAUUUUUAUUUUUUUAUAAACCCUAUCGGCUGAUACGGUCAGCCUCGGUAGAAACACACCGAAGUGUUUCAGAGUAGACUUCUCCCCAAAGGGCCACCACACUGUCUGUCCCGAGUUUGGAAUGAUUUCCGACUAAUGCCAUGAGUAGUCAAAUCACCUGUUACUGGACUACUAUGUAAUUAAACUGUUUGGCCCAAUUCCCAGAUUUUCCACCCAUAUAUAGUUUUUGUUUCCAGCAUGGAUCGAAUCUUGGUUAAUUCCUUCAAAUAUUUCCCCAAUUUUUAACUACCACUGAACUACAGCUGUGUGGGCAAGCUUGUUUUCAAACUAUAGGUGUUAAAAAGUAAUAUUUACCGGAAUCACAUUUUGGUUUAACUUUUUAUCUCGUUAUGAACUACCAGCCUCAACGUAAAAACUAAACUAAAAGAGUGAUACUAUAGCUUGGGCUUAAAAUGGAUCUAUAAAUUUUAGGCUCAUUUGGCCUGUUUAUUUUUCUUUUUGUCAACUUUUUUCUUUUCUUUCAACAUCUGUCAACUAUUUGUUUCUUAUAAUACACUAUAGAUGUGUGAUUUAAAAGUGUGGAACGUGUGAACCAACGUGGAACAAUUAUUUGCCCCUAGUUUUACCACAGUCCAUGUCAUAUAAUCUGCCAAACUUAACCGCAAAAUGUUCUUUAUAUAUAGUUUUGUAUACAACUAUAUAUUAUACAAUUGAUUGUCACAAAAAUAAAUUAUGUAGAAAAUUUUAUAUAUAUAACUAUACAUCAGAUGCUACACUGUUUGAUUUCUUAGCCAGGCUGUUUUAAUUUACGUAUUUUGUUUUUUAUAUGCAUGAAUGUAUAUCACAAUUUACUUAAACCAAAUAUUUUAUUCGAAUGUGUAAUUAUGUCAUAUAGAAUAUUUACAUUAUUUUUCUUGUUAUGCUUUCACAAUUUCAUAAAUAUAAUGUUUCUUUCAGUCGGCCUUAUUCUACUGAUAUUUCUCAUCUUUUUGUCGACCUAUAGAUAUUUCUCAUAUAUAUACUAAAACUUGCCACUUCAUUAAUAUUUAAGACAACAACCACAGCGCUCGGUAGAACAGCAAAAUUGUAAAAGACUAAACAAACACUAAUGAAAACGUCUCAAAAACAGCAUGUAUGCGGUUCGACAUUAGUACAAACUAUCAAUGCUCCAUUACCUUUAGUAUGGUCAAUCCUACGUCGUUUUGAUAACCCAAAAACAUAUAAACAGUUCGUGAAAAAGUGCGAGCUACGCUCGGGAGAUGGAGGAGAAGGCUCUGUCCGUGAAGUCACGGUGGUUUCCGAUUUUCCGGCGAGUUUCAGCCUAGAAAGAUUAGAUGAACUUGACGAUGAGUCUCAUGUGAUGGUGAUCAGCAUUAUUGGUGGUGAUCAUCGUUUGGUUAAUUACCGGUCAAAGACGAUGGUGUUUGUGGCGACGGAGGAGGAGAAGACGGUGGUGGAGGAGAGUUAUGUGGUGGAUGUGCCGGAAGGAAAUACUGAUGAGGAAACGACGUUGUUUGCUAAUACUAUCGUUAAGUGUAAUCUUAGGUCAUUGGCUAAGUUAUCGGAGAAGAUGGUGGAGCUCACGUAAAGUUGUAAAAGACGUGUGACUGUAAUAAUAGUUAGUAUUAAUAUUAAGAUUUUAAAACUCU